This is a messenger RNA of Schistosoma rodhaini, 1568 nucleotides long. Lineage: Eukaryota; Metazoa; Platyhelminthes; Trematoda; Strigeidida; Schistosomatidae. The record is from the annotation of a GenBank genome assembly.
AUUGUACACAGCUUUAGUUAUUUUUCAGCGAAAACUAUGACCCACGAAUAUAAAGUAACUGACCAGAUAUUGUCGUCCAAUGAACUCUUCGUAUAAUAAUUAUGGUAGCCAAUACAACAGUUACUACACAUCAGGACAUAGAAUUCCCUCUGAUGUGAAAGCUCAUGCGUGUUUAAUGAUCUUAGCAUGGGGUUUCUGUAACCCAAAUGCAAUCAUCAUUUCAAGGCACUUCAAGAAAGGUUGGCCAGGUCGGACAAUAAAUAACUUCGCUUACUGGUUUCAGUUUCACGUUAUUCUGCAGUCAUUUACUCUUAUGUUCGUUUUGUUGGCACUAAUGAUUAUUGUUGUACAUGUUAUGGGCUACUCAAAUUUGAAUGAUCUUCCUUUCAGCGCUCACCCAGCAUGUGGAUUUGCAAUCAUUGUGCUUACAUUCUCAAAUCCUAUUGUUGCAUGGUUUCUUUGCACGACAAGCGGUCGUCAGAGGGCUAUUACGAAAUACAUUCAUCAGGUAGCUGGAAUUUUGUCACAGAUGCUUGCAGUCCCGACGGCCUUAAUCGGACUACAGAUGCCAGUCUUGGGAUAUGGUGUUUGUUCAUCAAAAAUAUAUUCUACACUUUUUGCUAUAACUGUUGCUCUUAACAUCAUAGUCGAAAUAACUUUUGAAGUUAUUGGAUAUAAACUCGGAAAAAAUGUCAAAAUUGUCCAGUCAAUUCUAAGCAUUCAAGCUGAUGAGGCUGACAAACUGCUCGCUCGAAUUGCCGAAGAUCCGAAACAUGGAGCCACAUUUUUAGAACCCUAUAGAACAGAACUUAAUCAAAGGCCUAAAAGAGGUGUACCAAAAGAAAUUACCAAAAACCAUAUGGACAGAGUUGGAUGAAGAUUACUGGUGGGCAGCCUAUGCUUUUCUACAAGGGGUAAAAGGCGUAAGUACAUGUAUUAGGUAGAAGUCAAUAUUUGAGUCAAAGUAGUACCUCGAACAUGGCGGUCGCUCUUAAUUAUCAAAAUGGUAUUAUAAAAGUUGUAAGUCAUUAUUUGCUUAUCCUGAAUAAGCCUUGGUUUUAUAUUUAUGUCAAUUAUCCUGAAUCCUCCAAAGUUACUCAUUAAUUAAUAAAGAGUGAUGCUUGUUUCAAGUAUGCACAUAUGCUUCUUAUGAGCUGAGUCACUUCAAGUAGUACAGUAUUUCAGCUACAUUAGUGAUUUUAUAUUUUCAUCAAUAAAAAAGUCUGGUGUCAGACAAUGGCACCCAGUUAAUUUUUUCUAUCUUUAAGUUCAGUAAAAGCUUUUGAAUUAAUCAUAUCUGAUAUUUUCAAUUAAAUGGUCGAGUACGAGUGUUAGUAGACACAUUCAAGCAUGGAUGUACAAGGCGACUAGACAAAUAUUUGUUACUGAACGAGACAAUAUUAACUGUAUUAGCUCUGGAAGAGCUAAAUAUACAUAAAUCAUAUAUUUUUAGAAUGACAUAACUUUCCUCAGUGAAGUUAAAUACAAAGAUGGAGAAACAUCUCGAUAGCUGUGAUUAGGCCAAAUCGAAAAUCAGUAAUUUCUAUUCUUAGCUGAUUAGAUUCAUG